Molecule: messenger RNA, 1168 nt
Organism: Polychytrium aggregatum
Lineage: Eukaryota; Fungi; Chytridiomycota; Chytridiomycetes; Polychytriales
Exons: 1
Coding region: 41-1045 (334 amino acids)
Biological process (GO): fatty acid elongation
Cellular component (GO): endoplasmic reticulum
Molecular function (GO): oxidoreductase activity
Source: RefSeq, a predicted model, not a curated record
CCAGAAGCGGCCUUCCCUUCCUCGCCCUUCCCUCAUCAAAAUGUCCGCAGCUCAGUCGCUCGUCAACUCUGUGGUGCUCGGCACUCGGCUGGGUGACUGGAACAUCGCCACUCUCUCUGCUGUUGUCGGCGGGCUGUAUCUGGCCCGUCUGGCCUUCAGCUUCCUCCAGGUCAUCUACGACUCGUAUCUGGCCAUCGGCUCCAACAUCCAUGCCUGGGGCGGCGGCAAGGGCGGCUGGGUUGUCGUCACCGGUGCAUCCGACGGCAUCGGCAAGGAAUUCGCCCUCCAACUCGCCAAGGCCAAGUACAACGUCUUCCUGCUGGCCCGUAGCCAGGACAAGCUCGAGGCCGUCGCCGAGGAAGCCCGCAAGUCCGGUGUCCAGGCGAUCGCCUAUCCCUUUGACUUUUCGACGGCCAUCCGCCCAGACUAUGUCGGCCUGGCAACCCGUCUCGAGAGCCUGCCCGUCGGCAUCCUCAUCAACAAUGUCGCCAUGAACCACGAGGGCCCCACUCCCUUCCUGGACGAGAGCGACGAGCUUAUCCAGAACAUUGUCAACGUCAACAUCCUCGCCCAGCUCAAGAUCACCAAGAUUGUGCUCCCCCAGAUGGUGACCCGCAAGAAGGGCCUCAUCCUGAACGUGGGCUCGGUCAGCGGACAGGUGCCCUCGGCCUACAUUGCCGACUACAGCGGCUCCAAGGCCUUUGUGCGCUCGUGGUCGCAGGCUCUGGCUAUGGAGCUCAAGAACACUGGCAUCCACGUCGAGCACCUCAACGCCUAUUUCGUCGUCUCGAACAUGUCCAAGAUCCGCAAGCCCUCUUGGACGACGCCCCUGGCCCGGGACUGGGUGCGAUCGGUCCUGGCCGGCGUCGGCACGUCUAUCAACCGCACCCCAUAUCCCUCCCACGCCUUGAUCUCGUGGGCCCUCACCACCUUUUUCUCGGAGCAGGCCGCCAUCUCCCAGAGUGCCAAGAUCCAUCUGUCGAUCCGAAAGCGCUAUCUCAAGAAGCAGCAGCGUCUUGCCAGCGAGGCCAAGCGCAGCGAGUGAGAGCCCUUCUCGGCCGUGCUCUCGGUAGGGGGAAUACGCACCACGUCUCGCAUGCAACUCGACUUUGCCAAUACAUUCGCUCGUGGAUCCGAGCCGGCCUUAUAUCUUGAUGUCUACACGACC